This is a messenger RNA of Perca fluviatilis (European perch), 3562 nucleotides long. RefSeq names its product prostaglandin reductase 2 (gene ptgr2). Gene Ontology annotation, biological process: prostaglandin metabolic process. Gene Ontology annotation, molecular function: 15-oxoprostaglandin 13-reductase [NAD(P)+] activity. Lineage: Eukaryota; Metazoa; Chordata; Actinopteri; Perciformes; Percidae. The coding region runs from base 409 to 1452 and encodes 347 amino acids. The record is from RefSeq and is a predicted model, not a curated record. The transcript has 8 exons.
CACUGUUUAAUUAAAUAUGUUUUAAAAAAAUAGACACUGAAUAAAAUAUGAGAUGCUCCAUAGCAUGCUCCCAGAAUAUUGUUCCAAGUGCCUAACGGGAUUUAAACGAAGACAGAAGUUGGUAACAGGGAAGCCUCUCGCUUUGCACUUAAUGAGACUUUCUGCUACGUUAGCCUACAGACCAUACAGACAACAAAAGCAACCCGUCCACCGUAAACACAGUAUUUAGAAAAGGUUUUGUAAUUAGUUGGUCAUUUUCUCGUGUUGCAUCCACCUUUUAACACUUUUUUAACGCUGUGACCUUUGCACACAUAAAAGCCUGACGUUAAGCCUGACGUUUGUUGCCAGGUCUGGUUAGAUACCACUCGGCGUAACGUUACGUAUUAAGGCUAACGUCACUUUUCAAGGAUGCAGGUGCAGAGAGUCGUUCUCAACUCACGACCAGGUAAAAACGGGGCGCCAGUUCCUGAAAAUUUCCGUGUGGAGGAGACGACUUUGGUACCUGACCUGAAAGAUGGGGAGGUUCUUGUUCGGACGCUUUGCCUCUCUGUAGACCCUUACAUGCGAUGCAGAAUGAAUGAAGACACCGGUGUUGAUUAUGUGGCUCCAUGGCAGCUGUCUGAGAGUGUGGAUGGUGGAGGUGUCGGCGUGGUUGAGUCCAGCCGCUGCACUACUUGCAGUGAGGGAGGUGUGGUCACUGCAUUCAACUGGCCUUGGCAGACCUAUGCUGUUAUGAAAGGAAGUGUCUUACAGAAGGUUGACCCACAGUUGGUUGAUGGGCACUUGUCCUACCUUUUGGGUGCAGUUGGCAUGACAGGCCUCACUGCACUGUUGGGCAUAAGGGAGAAGGGUAAUGUGAUCCAAGGAGCCAAUCAGACCAUGGUGGUGAGCGGUGCAGCUGGGGCCUGUGGCUCCAUAGCUGGACAGUUUGGCAGGCUGGAUGGCUGUGUGAGAGUGGUUGGGAUUUGCGGUUCUGAUGAGAAGUGCAGAGCUUUAGUGGAUGACCUGGGCUUUUCUGCAGCCAUCAACUACCGUCAAGAGGAUGUCCCUACAAGGCUCAAGGACCACUGCCCUGAUGGCAUAGAUGUUUACUUUGAUAACGUGGGAGGUGCCAUCAGUGAUACUGUAAUCGCACAGAUGAACAAAGACGGCCAUGUGAUCCUGUGUGGGCAGAUCUCGCAGUACAACAAGGACGUGCCGUAUCCUCCGCCCCUGAGCGAGGAGAUACACGAAACCCUGCGAAGGAAGAACAUCACCCGGGAGCGAUUUAUGGUGCUUAACUACAUGCACAAAGCAGAAGCUGCCCUCUGUGAACUGAGCCAGCGAGUUAAAUCAGGCCAAAUCAAUGUGCUGGAAACUGUGGUUAAUGGCAUCGAAAAUAUGGGAGAUGCAUUUUGCUCUAUGAUGAAAGGGGGAAACAUUGGCAAGCAAAUUAUAAAGAUAUCAGAGUGAAGAAAAUCACUGUAGCUGCUCUGACAAGACGGACGCCUUGGGAAAUUAACUCACAGUUGCCUUUCUAUCACCAUUAACAUUAACUUAAUGAACUGUAGUAAUAUAUUGCAUUGAUUAGCUGAUGCCAGUUGAUUACAAUUAUAAACCAUGAAUGAAAAAUUGCACAAUGUUCUUUGAAAUUGUGUUCUUGAGAAAAAAUAAAUUAAAUUUAAAAGUUCAAUCUAAGUCUUGAAUUGAAUACUUAUUGAUUUAGACUUUUGGAAAUAGUUGUAGCAGUAAUACUGUAGAGUACAAUAUUCCAGUACUGCCUAAUGAUAAUAAUCUACAAAAUCACUGCCCAUACUGUACCAGUACCAUAAUAUGACAUCAGCAGAUGUCUUCUUGUAUGGAGCCCCGAAACUGACAAAAGGCAGUAAAAGGUCAAUGACAAAAAUUUUUAGUACAAUAAUACAAAAGGAGUUUUUCUUCUUCUUUUACUUUCAAUCAGUUGAAAAAAUAUCUGAUUGGAGGUAAAAUAACUAAGUCACUGUAGCAAUCAAGGACACUGCCUAGUUAGCUUAGCUGAAAACACUGCUAGCUUAAUGAACACACAAAUUACCAGCCUUCUCAGCUAGCUACCUAGCCCAAACUUGAAUCAUAAAACUAUGUAUAUGAAGGUCUAAUGUUAAUCAUCCAUAUACUGUAUAUUGCUUAAGCAUCACUGUCUAAAUAAAUAUGCAGCAAAAGGCUGGCAAGCUAAUAACAAAAGUUAGUGUGCAAAAACUAUUUGAAAGUAGCUUCUAUCUUCAUAGCAUUAUUGUCAUGUCUCCUGGACCACAAUGGAAACUUUGGACUUUACUGUGUAUAUGUGAUUUAUUGUCUCUCAUAAUGUUAUGUUAUAAUAACUAAGUGAAAGAUAUUUUAGCUAGCUAACUUUGCAGCUUGCUUGCUAAAGUGCUUUUAGCUACAAAAAAAGUGCAAGAGUUAAUACAGUGACGCCAGCAGAAUACAGCAUGAACCCAAUUAACAUUACGGGUGGCUUAGUUUUAAGAAGAAAACUGGACUGUAUUGUUGUAUCCUUGACAUUGUGUAGAUGGGAUUUAAUGUCUUGUUUCUUUUUUUCCUACCACCACCCCAGAAUGUAUUAUUAAUAAUUGGGUAGAAUGAUCUACGAUUCAUAUUUGGUUGAUCACGGUUUUCGUGUUUGAAGGGAGUUGGAAAAACAUGUUAUGCAUAAGUGUGGAUGGUGUUGCUAGUGUGUGUAUGAGUAAAGUGAUAACUGUAAGGAAAAAAAUAAUGAAAAGGGAAAAAAAAGAGAAAUUAGAAUAAUUAAAUUAUAUAAAUAAUGUACAGCUUGUAGUUAUAUUUUUGUUGAAUUUAGAAAUGUUAGAAAUGGGGACCAGGUAUCUUCAAAGGCUGAUAUUUGCUUCUCUCUGUGUGCAUUGUGUUUUUCCAUUGAGAUGUAUUCUGAGAUUAAAUUUGUCCAGUGAUUGAUGUGGCAAGAAUUCUUUGAUUUCCAGUUUUGGAGGCCAGCUAGAGAAAUGAACAACGGAUUCCUGAAUUUCCAGUGAUUCGGAUUUUAUCUUUUAUUUUAAGUCUAAGUUGUUGAUAUUGAAGGAACUGUUCUCUCCCAACCCCAUAUUUCUCUGUGAGUGUGUUAAAUGACAUGAAAUGGUUGUUCUCAAAUAGGUGGUGAAGGUGUGUGAUUCCUUUUUGUGCCCAUAUGGAGAAGUAAAAAGGUUUGUUCUGUAACAUGAACACUGGAUUGUGCCAGAGUGGGGUGAACUUGUUUAAUUCUAGUGAUGAUUUUGUGAUUUGGUUUGUUUUCCACCAGGCUGUCAGAGUUGAAUAGAUGGUAAUGCGUUGGCAGAAGUUGGAUUUCUUGAUUGAUUGUGAGAGGAAGGGGAGAUCUGCAAUUGGGAUGUUUGUGCAUUGGUUUUGUUCCAGUUCCAGCCAUGGGUAAUUGUGCUUAUGUAUAUUGAUACAUUUAACCAUGUACUGUAAUUGAUUUGCCAGGAAGUAGUGAUAGAAGUUUGGUGCCUCAAGCCCACAAUGUGAUUUUUUAUUUUGUAGUGUUGAGAGUUAUAUUCUCGGUUUUUUGUUUUUCCAAUAAAAUUGUGUUGUUAAUUAA